Molecule: messenger RNA, 417 nt
Organism: Cooperia oncophora
Lineage: Eukaryota; Metazoa; Nematoda; Chromadorea; Rhabditida; Trichostrongylidae
Source: the annotation of a GenBank genome assembly
AUGGUGGUUGCCAAAGCAAGAUGUUUACACGGCCAAGACGAGAACAUUGAGGUUUGCGACUGCUUCGACGGUUACUGUGGUCAUCUGUGUGAGCGAAGGAUUCAGCCGAAAACUCUAAGCCUUGUCUUUUCGGCUCCUCGAGAGAACUCCAUGGAGCGCAAGGCAUAUCUCGAGAAAGAAUCCGAUGAGGAAGAUUAUAGUGAAGAAGAAGAAGAAUGGAGUUUUUGGUCGUCAGAUAAUAGCCACUGGAUCGCUUUCAUAUUGCUGCAUCUCGUGUUGGUUACCAUCGCUCUGACGGCAGUGACAGUUGCAGUGAUUUGCUACCUGCGUCGAAAGAAGUCAAACUAUCACGCUCUGAGCACGAAAGAGAAGAUUCAAUUGCUCUUACCGAAUGGGCUCGGAAACUUUGGCUGCUGA